ACGACGGAGUUUAUAGAGGGUUACGCGAUUUUGGUGCGUGUCGUGAGUGCGUGUGGGUGGGCGAGGCGUGAGCUCGCAACGAGUCUCGAGGACGACGAGCCAUGAGCGAAGAUCGAAGCGAGGAGGAUCCUAUAAUGGAUCUCUGGUACAGCAACUGGGAGCAACAGUGCGUCGAGGCAUUGGAAGCAGAGCCGGAUUACGAAACACAACUGCACAACGAAAAGGAACUCUAUUCCCAGCAGAUGUGGACGAGCUUUCAGACGACGGCGUCAGCCAUCGCCCAGCUGUACAAAGAUCGUACGCAGGGUGUCUCUCUAUGGCUACCCUUCCAAACCGCCGCGGGUACCGUCACAUCGUUGUAUAAAGAUUCAAUGGAUAGUAUACGUCGAUGUAGUGAUUUAAGUGUCGAAAUGGGUCGACAAAAGCGUAGUAAAGAAAUAAUGAAUUGGGCUAGGAAAAAAAGACGUAUGAUUCGAAGGGAAGAUCUUUUAGCAUAUCUUGCUGGAAAACCACCACCACCUAGACCACAUUCGCAUAGGAGUUCCCCUAAACCAAGGAUGAUGGUAUGUGGUUCACCUCCAUCUGAAAGUUCCGCACCAAAUAUGGUUGUUGCACCAACACCUGUAUCUACAACUGAUCCUGAUCCUGAGUUACACACAUUUAGAGAAGCAAUUGCAUUAUCUGGUUCACCAAUGUCCCGGCGUACUGGAAGACAAGCCGAACUGUCGGCUUUUAUUACUAGCGAAUUUGCUCGACAUCACAAACGGCCUGCUUCGCAUGACGUGGAUAUGGGAUCUCCCACGCACAAACGAUCGCGUUUCAUGUAACGGCGCGCGAUGUGUAAAGUAGCCUUACUCCCUUGCUCCCCAUUAAUUAAUCGAUUGGUAAAUUAAUUAUUAACGGUUCAACUCCCCUACAUAAUUCUUGGUUAAACAUAAUCACUUCAGAAAGAAGGCAGUCGUUUACAUUGCCAUAUAAAACACGUUCGUAUAUUUCGAAUAUUCUAUACAGACCAUCGAGAUUUGCUAUUAUUAUUUCACAAGUUUCACAAUAGUUCUGGUUCUGACAUACAAGAAUAAGAGAAUUGUGAAAAACAUUCGUGCUAUUGGAAAUUACUGUAUUUGAAAAAGGUUUCAACUUAAUAAUAUUUAAAAUGAUUAUAUAUAACAGUCUUUAUUAUGUGUAUUAGGAUUUAUUUUAAAAUUUAUUUAUUUAUUUAUGAGCAUUGAGAUAAUACAAACGUGUUUCAAGAUACCAUUCAAAGUGCCCAUACAGAGUGAAUGUCAUUGUUUUAUGUGCAGAAAUGUGUACGUGAUUAUCAGUUUACUGAUCUACAAACCAAGAGUAUGAACCUUGCCAAAUAUACUAUGAAAUAUUAAAAGCUGCAAUUAACGUGCUUUACACAUUAAUUGAUGUGUAUGUUAAAAUUAGCAGCUAAUACUUCGUGAUAUUAUCCGGUCACUUUAUAGUGUACUGUACUAUAUUCAAGUGAGAUGUUUGACAAGUGAUGAAUUGGUGAUUUAAUAUUUUAUAAUUAUAUUAAUGUCUACGAUUGUAAUUUUGUGACAGAAAGGGGACAAGGAGAGGAUGACUGUAGAAUAUUCUUUCAGACUCCAAAGGAUCGCUUAGCCCUCUGAUUACAAUAUUGUUAUGAUUAUUAAGUGAUCAUAGAUAAUACAAUUUGGACGCUUAUAAUUAAUAAAAGGAUCAUUUUAUACAGCUUUUGUUGGCAAUAAACGGGACACGAAAUAUUAAUGGAAGAAUAAGAACUUAAGUAAAAGCAAGGGAAAGAUAUGUCGAUAAAUUGUUUGUUUUCUGUAACUCUAUACAUUCUAUUGACCAAUUGUGAACAAGGGAUCUAUAUUUUCUGUUGUAUCAGCUAUAUGUAUAGAGUAACUAUAAAAUUGUCUUUUGGAUAAUAUAUUUAAUGGUUUCUGCUGCAAUCCUUUUGUUUUCUAAUUUUACGUGUUUUUUCUUUUGCUCUAUAUAUUUUCGCGUGCGAUCCCUUGGAAGGAAUCGAAAACGGUUUGUUUGCUGCCAUGUUUUCGCGUCAUGAUACCCACGUGAAAGUUUCUAAGUAACACGAGAUCGAGCUUGAAAGCAAGGUUCUCAAAAAAUGAUGUUGAAAAGAAAAGUAAUCGCGUCUUAUUCUUUCCAUACGCGUCGCGGGUGCUCAUAAUUGUGUAAUUAAUUGAUAAAAUUCUUACAUAGACUUCGUGUAGCUGUAAAUCUUAAACAAGUUAGGAUAAGCAAUGCUUAUAUCAAACUGGAGCGACGAAUGAAAUUAACGGUUCGGUGGGAAGGGCCUCUGUGAAGUUUCUUCCAGUCUCUUUGUAUUCGAUGUCAAUUGGAUAGCGAUGAAAGAUCAUCAUAGUGUAAAGUUGGUUUAUUUUUUUUUGACGUAUAUAUGUUACGAGCAAAGGGUUGAACAGUGGUACUGAGUUGUGUCUCGGACAAAGUCUGCACCAAGACAGUGCAAUGUAAAGGGAUCUACUUUUCCACAACUCCUAGCGCGGAUUUAAUCGAUAAGCGAGCUUUCCGUCUUAGAUGUAGCCAUUGUCGGGAAGACACGGCAGCUCUUUGCUACAUAUGCAUAUACACAUAUACACAUAUAAUGUGAACAUGUGUGUGUACAUAUACGUGUAUAUUUUAUAAGAAGCGUUAUGUUCAAAGACUUGUACUGGAGCAAUUGAUUGCUCCGUUUUUAGGAUCCUUGUAAGUGUAUAUUAUUUCUAGCGUUGUGCCUCGUACUGCUUCUAUUUGAGUUUUGAAGACCAUCAUUCGCAGGAAAUUUGGAAACGUCUUCGCUCGAAUUAAACUGUCCCUCGAUACAUUUAUUUAAGACUAAAAAUUCAACUUUUCCAUUUACGUUCCGAAUUUCCUCCCAUUUGUUCUUCGAAAGUCAUUUAGAAGCCAAACUCGUUUCUGUUUGUUUCCUUCUCUUCGACAUUUGUUUGAGCACCGUUCCGGAAAUGAGUGAAAAUUGUUGUUCAGUUGUAAAUAUAGCGUACAUACGUAAAGAUACACGAUAGCCUUAGGGAUAUUGCUAAUAUUAUUAUUUUAUUAUUAUUAUUAAUAUUAUUAUUAAUAUUAUUAUUAUUAUUAUUAUUAUUAUUAUUAUUAUUGACAACUAUGCGAUAGCUUUAAUAAUAUUUAUCAUAUGAUUGGCAGUUAAUAAAACUCCAAGGACUCUAUUUGACUCCACUUUCCUGACCAGUUUGGUAACGCAGGGUCAUGUUUGUGAAAGUUCUGAAAGUUCCAAUUCAACAAAAUGUAUAAUAUUAAGGAGUACCUUUGUAUGCCAGAGAUUUGCAUAGUUGCACCACUCGUUUUUUUAUAUCCUUGUCCUAUGAAUUAGUACUUCUCAAAUCUUUCGUACAAAGGUAGCUCCGACUACAAACAAACAUAGAAGAAAAUAACACGCUGAAGAUGCCAUACUUAGAGAUACUUUAUUCAUAAGAAAAUAAUAGUUGAUGGAAUAUCGAAUAAUUUUUUGCAGAUACUGUCGCCUUCUUUACUUUCACUUUGUCUGUAAAGAGAAUGUUUUCAGGAUUACACUCAAACGCUUCGUUUUUGGUCGUAAGAAGAGAAUCGAUAAUUUAUUUAUGUUGAUUCGAUAAAGGUGUUACCCGUUUAAAUACUCAACAAGAUUUUGCCGGUACAAUAUUGGUAUUUUCCUAUCUUGAAUAAUGCAAGAAUCCCAUGCAUAUAAAACGACAUUUCGAGGUCAGCAAACAGAAUUUUCCCACGGGCAUAGAGAGCUUUCCCUUUCUCAUGGAGAGUAAAUCUUGUUAACUAUCUAUACAUUGAAACAAUAAUUCGUUUCUUUUAUAUUUAUACAAUUAGUGCAAGUUACUAUUGCGCAAUGUGUAAAGAAUGAACGAUUUCGUUUAAAGUUUCUAUUAUUUAUAACUGAAAAAAAAGUUCUGUAAAGUGAUACCUUUUGUAAGUGAAUGUUUUAACAUUGUAAAUUUAUAGGAAACAAUACGGAUAGAUAGUGUCUUUCAUAAGGAAAUUAGAUUUUACGUUAGGAGUAAUCUUUUGCGAACCCGAUGACUUCCGUCUUUUGUUAAAGAAACCGUGUAAUUUGUACUUGCUGCCAAAAAGAGUUUCCAAUGAAGUUGCCAUUAUGCAAAAUCGACUGUUGUGUAUAGAAAUAAAAGAAAAAAA
Molecule: messenger RNA, 4170 nt
Organism: Megachile rotundata (alfalfa leafcutting bee)
Lineage: Eukaryota; Metazoa; Arthropoda; Insecta; Hymenoptera; Megachilidae
Product: HUWE1-associated protein modifying stress responses
Source: RefSeq, a predicted model, not a curated record